Peromyscus leucopus (white-footed mouse) is the source of this 1957-nucleotide messenger RNA. It is a transcript of the gene Pnpla3, whose product is annotated as patatin like phospholipase domain containing 3. The transcript has 9 exons. The coding region runs from base 80 to 1339 and encodes 419 amino acids. Gene Ontology annotation, cellular component: cytoplasm; membrane; lipid droplet. Gene Ontology annotation, biological process: triglyceride catabolic process; lipid homeostasis. NCBI's taxonomy places the organism in Eukaryota, Metazoa, Chordata, Mammalia, Rodentia, Cricetidae. The record is from RefSeq and is a predicted model, not a curated record. Gene Ontology annotation, molecular function: triacylglycerol lipase activity.
GUGGCUGCGGCUCCCUAGGCUCAGAGCUGCGCACUGGGAGCGGAGCUGAGGUGCAGCGCCACCCCGAGCGCCGAGCGCCAUGUACGACGCAGAGCGCUGCUCGAGUCUGUCGUUCGCCGGCUGCGGCUUCCUGGGCUUCUACCACAUCGGGGCCACGCUGUGUCUGAGCGAGCGCGCCCCGCACCUCCUCGGCGAGGCGCGCACGUUCUUCGGCUGCUCGGCCGGUGCACUGCACGCGGUCGCCUUCGUAUGCAGACUCCCUCUCGAUCAGAUCAUGGAGAUCCUCAUGGACCUUGUGCGGAAAGCCAGGAGACGCAACAUUGGCUCCCUCCAUCCAUUCUUCAACAUUAACAAGUGCGUCCGAGAUGGGCUCCAGGAGACCCUCCCAGACAAUGUCCACCAGAUCAUUUCUGGCAAGGUUUACAUCUCCCUCACCAGGGUGUCGGAUGGAGAGAAUGUGCUGGUGUCUGAUUUCCAUUCCAAAGAUGAAGUGGUGGAUGCCCUGGUGUGCUCCUGCUUCAUUCCUUUCUUCUCAGGCCUAAUCCCUCCUUCCUUCCGGGGUGAGCGGUAUGUGGAUGGAGGCGUGAGUGACAAUGUCCCCCUGCUGGAUGCCAAAACCACCAUCACAGUGUCCCCUUUCUAUGGCGAGCAUGACAUCUGCCCCAAAGUCAAGUCCACCAACUUCUUCCAGGUGAAUGUCACCAACCUCAGUCUCCGCCUCUGUACUAGGAACCUCCACCUUCUAAGCAGAGCGCUCUUCCCACCGGAUGAGAAGGUGAUGGGAGAGCUGUGCUUUCAAGGGUACCUGGACGCCUUCCGGUUCCUGGCAGAGAACGGCAUCUGUAAUGGGCCACAGCCCGGCCUGAGUCUGUCCUCAGAGGAGAUGGAGUCAGAAGCCACACCGCUCUGCCCGGAAAACAUGGGGGACAAGCUACCAGCCAGCCUGUACCUUACAGCUGUGCCCUGGGAUGAGAGCAUCCAGGAGACCUUGUCCCCCCAGCUCAGCACAGCUCUGAGUGAAGCGAUUAAGGACAGAGACGGCUACCUGAGCAAAGCCUGCAACCUCCUGCCCAUCAGAAUUCUAUCUUACAUCAUGCUGCCCUGUACUCUGCCUGUGGAGUUGGCCAUUGCUACAGUCCACAGGUUAGUGACGUGGCUCCCUGACAUCCCUGAUGAUAUCCAGUGGCUGCAGUGGGCGACAUCCCAGGUGUGUGCCCGAGUGACCAUGUGCCUGCUCCCCUCAGCCAGAUCCCAAGCACCUAAGAGUGACCAUGGAAUACCCAAGCAUGGACACCACUCAUCGCUACACAAACCCCAGUGCAGCUCUGCCGGCUUGUAAAUUGCUGGUCUCUCUGCUUCCUAUGAACUUGUACAUUCCCCCCUGGGGAUGGUCCAGGAGGGGCCAAAGCUGAGGCCACCUUGCCUUCCACCCCGAAGCCCAGCUUGACCUGCAGCUGGAGCAACGGUGUCUGGAUGGUGGGAGGGUGGGUGGGGGUGUUAUGCUCUCUAUUAUACAGUAGAAAGGGUUCUGUGACUUGUGGAGGUGCCUAGGAAAUUACUCUCGAGGAGCUGAGCCCCUGGGCGCUGUGUGGUGACCUCAUGCCUCUGACCCCAGGAUGACAGGAUCUGGGCUAAAUUGGUAGUUCACAGAAAUCAAAGGCAAUGAUUUGGUUUUCAGAAAGCCACUUUUGGUCUGGGUGAAGUCUGGUGCUUGAGAGCUCACCCAGAGAGGAGGCUCCACUGUCUCUCAGCCUGUGAAUGAUCUGGGAUGCCAAGCAAGGGCAGCAGUGUUUGGAAACAGGAAUCCAAACUGGGCGAUCUCAUAAGGAAAAUUGUUGGAGAAGUAUAAAGGGAUGGGAUGUGGCUGUCCCUGAGAAGUAAUAUAAGCUAACUUAAUACAUUCAGGGACACCAUUGGCUCUUACUAAAAUAGUUUAUAAAGAAUUUUAUAUAGGGCU